AUGGCAAGAUCCGCUGCGCUGUACGAGCACCAGGCUUUCGAGGGUAUCUCCGGUGGAGGCGCAUUCGAUUUGUGGCAGCCAAAAGGACCGACCUGCCAAAGUGCGAGUAUCCUACUAAGGAUUAUUAACCAGUCAAUCCAUUCAAUUCACCUCUCCAGAUCUCUUGACAAUGCCCAUUCCAAGACGAAGAACCCUCUGCACAACUCCCUCCGGCCCAUCGGGCGAUUCUCUCAACUCCCCCAGUCGCCCAACCGGCUUCCCCAGACGCGGACCCUUGGAGCAUCGCCACAGCCGCGAUUAGUGCGAGCAGUGCCGAUCCGGCUCGUAUUGAUGACGCAGUCAGCCCGCCAGGUGAUGCCGUUGUACGAGAAAUGGGCGGGCUGGCGGUAUGGCUGA
Messenger RNA from Trichoderma virens Gv29-8, 396 nucleotides. RefSeq lists its product as uncharacterized. Bases 1 to 396 code for a protein of 131 amino acids. The transcript is spliced from 3 exons. NCBI's taxonomy places the organism in Eukaryota, Fungi, Ascomycota, Sordariomycetes, Hypocreales, Hypocreaceae. The record is from RefSeq and is a predicted model, not a curated record.